This is a messenger RNA of Trichomonas vaginalis G3, 758 nucleotides long. RefSeq names its product KilA, N-terminal/APSES-type HTH, DNA-binding family. Lineage: Eukaryota; Parabasalia; Trichomonadida; Trichomonadidae. The annotation marks the transcript as partial. The record is from RefSeq and is a predicted model, not a curated record. The transcript has a single exon.
AUGUCAACAACAGAGAACACAACAACUGCUAUCGUUCAUGAAGCCAUAAGUGAAGAAUAUGAGUGGGUUCAGUAUAACAAACAACUCCGUCUCAUUCGUUCGGUCAAAGAUGACAUGUACCAAAUGCAAAGUAUUUUGAAUGCAUGUUUUGCUCCAGAUACUAAACACGCAGACGACUGGUUCAAAAACCAAAGCACACAAGAACUUUUGAGUGAAAUUUCUCUAGACCGAGAAUUCUCGGCCUUGCAUAAAACACAUGAAAAUCGUAAAAAUUUGCCAAUAAAUUUAAGAGGAUAUUAUGUACAUAGACUUCUUGUAAAUGCUGUUGCAAUGUGGGCUUCACCUCGUUACGCUUGGUAUAUUUUCAGACUUCUUGACGAAAUUCAUAGACAAGAACGUGAAGAGAUGGAAAAGAAACUUCAAGCAAAAGAUGAAGUCAUUGAAGCAAAAGAUGAAGUCAUUGAAGCAAAAGACAAAAACAUACAGAAAAGAAUACCACGUUCGGUACCAAAAGGAAAGGAAAAGAACUAUAAGUAUAUGAUUUACACUGAAGAGAUGGAAAAUGAAGAAGACAGAGAUAUGGUUAUGUUGCAUUUAGUCAGAAGAAACAACAAAAGCUUUUACGACCUUGCUAAGAUUUACAAAUCUGACAGAAAUUGGUUCUAUCGCGAAAACUUACCGAUUUCAAUGACACCAAAUGAAGAUGUUAAACAGAUAGUUCAAGAUACGUUACCUCAAACACACUAUGAUAUGAAAGG